AUGGAUGAGACAAUCGGAGCAAUCCAAGACACCGGUGUCCAGGCCACACCCAAGCAUCUCGUUGGCAACGAGCAAGAAACGCAGCGCAAGCCCACACUGAUCAACGGAAAGAUUGUGGACGCAGUAUCCUCCAACGUUGACGAUCGCACCACGCACGAGCUCUACAUGUGGCCCUUUCCAGACGCCGUCCACGCUAGUGUAGCAUCAGUCAUGUGUGGCUACAACCGCGUCAACGAGACUUAA
Molecule: messenger RNA, 243 nt
Organism: Fusarium verticillioides 7600
Lineage: Eukaryota; Fungi; Ascomycota; Sordariomycetes; Hypocreales; Nectriaceae
Product: beta-glucosidase
Exons: 1
Coding region: 1-243 (80 amino acids)
Biological process (GO): glucan catabolic process
Molecular function (GO): beta-glucosidase activity
Source: RefSeq, a predicted model, not a curated record